Molecule: messenger RNA, 624 nt
Organism: Sinocyclocheilus grahami
Lineage: Eukaryota; Metazoa; Chordata; Actinopteri; Cypriniformes; Cyprinidae
Product: DCN1-like protein 2
Exons: 3
Coding region: 94-345 (83 amino acids)
Biological process (GO): protein neddylation
Cellular component (GO): ubiquitin ligase complex
Molecular function (GO): ubiquitin-like protein binding; cullin family protein binding; ubiquitin conjugating enzyme binding
Source: RefSeq, a predicted model, not a curated record
UUUUUUUUAUAUCCUGUGGUGGAAACAAGCUUCCACAGGUUUGCAGUGACCUUGAUUCUUCACCCAGUGUCUCGCUCUGCCUCAGAUCUGGAGAUGGCCGUGGCCUAUUGGAAUCUCAUUCUCACCGGACGCUUUAAGUUUCUCGACCUCUGGAACACUUUCCUUCUGGAGCAUCAUAAAAAAUCCAUCCCUAAAGACACUUGGAACCUGCUGCUGGACUUUGGAAACAUGAUUGCAGAUGACAUGUCCAACUAUGACGAGGAGGGUGCGUGGCCGGUGCUCAUUGAUGACUUUGUGGAAUUUGCUCGGCCGAUCGUGACUGCAGAAAAUCACAAGACUCUAUAAUGAGUGCUUACAGGGAGGCCUCUCUAUACUGAAUUUUUUAAUAAAAAAAACAACAAAUGCAUUUAAAAAUAUAUAUUAUUGAACGGAGAGAGUUUGUACAUUAUGAGUCUGCUGCUGGCAAGAGGCUGAAGAUCAGCGGCCUUCCAGGCUGAACUACAUCACCAUGAUCAUGUGUGCGCUGUCAUCACUGAACUUCUGAAUCUGUCUAGCCUCAUAGCUCACUUAUAGCAGUGUGUUUCCCAUGAGUCUCAGUGAGUCAACUGCAUGUCACAAGCUCAA